AAACAAGGUUUAAUAUAACCCCUCCCAACCAUAGAAGUACCAUUAUCACAAUUCGGGACCAUAACACUUAGGGACACUUCAUUCAUACUAAAGUCAUGACAAUAAAAACUUUGGUCAGAUUCUCAAGAACAAAGCAAGGGUAGACAACAAAGCAAUUAGCAAUCAUACUAAAAAAAUCUGCAAGGCGACUGUUGAAGCAGAGUUCUGCCACCGAAUCAAGUAUGUUGAUGUUGAUGAAAUCUAAGUUUUGUAAAAUUAGCGGAGUGAUGCCUCUAUUGAAAAUUUCCAACAUGGCGGACAACGACACUGAAAUUACCUCGGAACAGACUGAAAAGCUCCUGCAUUUCCAGGAUUUGACUGGAAUUGAAGACAUGGAAAGAUGUCGUGAGCGCUUAGAAAGAUGCAAUUGGGAUAUUGAGAUGGCUGUUCAAGAUACAUUUAAUGAAGAGGAGGGAAGAGACCGCAUAGUACAAGACCAACCAGAGAGGGUAGAACCCCCCACACCACCUGUAAAUAUGAACCCAUCAGACCAAAGAAUUAUAAUCACCAACCGUCGCCAACCUCAAGGCCUCUUAGGAUGGGGCACACAUAUAAUCCUCUUCCCAUUUAGAUUUGUGUACAUUACUUUCUUUGAUAUAUUUAAUUUCAUAUUUAGACUACUAAGGCCAGACCCAAGGCGGAAUGUCACAGAUCCAGUAGGAGAUGUUAUAUCAUUUAUACGCAAUUAUAAUGAACAGUAUGGUGAAAACCACCCAACCUUUUACCAAGGAUCAUACAGUCAAGCCCUCAAUGAUGCCAAAAAAGAGCUGAAGUUUCUCCUAGUUUACCUCCAUGGAGAUAACCACCAAGAUACUGCAACAUUUGCAAGGGAAUGCCUUGGUAAUGCAGAGGUGAUAGAGUUUAUAAACAGCCACAUGCUGUUUUGGGCGUGCAAUACAAAUAGUCCAGAGGGAUAUAGAGUAUCUCAAGCACUUCGAGAAAACACAUACCCCUUCCUGGCCCUAAUAGUGUUACGUGAGAAUAGAAUGACAGUUGUCGCAAGAUUAGAAGGUCCAAUAGAUGCAGCCCAGUUAGUAACCAGGGUGACAAGAUGCAUGAAUGAUAACGAAGGCUACCUUGUUGCAGUUAGAGCCGAUAGGGAUGAGAGAAGUUUCAACCAGAGCCUAAGGCAGGAGCAGGACGUAGCUUAUCUAGAAUCUCUAAAGGCAGACCAAGAAAAGGCUCGUAAGAAGAAGGAAGAGCAAGAAAUGGUGGAGAAGGCAGAGGAAGAGGAGAAACUAAAGCAAGAGGAAGCAGAGCAAAGAUUACAGGAAAUUGAGGCGAAAAAAGCAGAGUUACGUUGCAGUAUUCCAGAAGAGCCGGCUGCAGAUGAUCCCGAUGCUAUCAGGAUACUGCUGAAGCUGCCAUCAGGGUCACGUGUUGAAAGACGAUUCAAUAGAAAUCAUUCCUUGCAGUGCUUAUACAACUAUGUCCUCUGUCACGAUGACGCUCCAGAUGACUUUCAAAUAAUGACUAACUUUCCACGGAAAACAUUACUGUGUAACUCUAGUGAAGCACCCACAUUUAUUGAAGCUGGACUUGGCAAAUCUGAGAUGCUUUUUGUACAUGACAAUGAAGCAUGAUUUGGAAUUUGAACUGUAUUACUUGGAUAAAGAGCUCAAAGUUGAUAGACAGGAUCAGAGUGAUGUGAUUUUACAACUAUGGUGCUUCCCCCAAGAUGAAUGUAUCGGAUUGAUCAGACACGUCAGUUCAGUCAUAUUUAGUUUUAAAGUUCAGAAUAUGACUAAAUGGGUGACUUGUUUAACACACUGGUUGGGUACUAGUAUGAUAAGAUGGAUCAGUUAAUGUGACGUACUGAAUGGCUUAUUUUACCAAGUGGUUGGUUCAUAUUGGGAGCAUUGGUAAGUUAUAAAUUGACUGGUUAAGGUGACAUGGUUAAGGUGACAUGCAAGUUAUGACUGAGGUCAUAAAUAUGGUGACAUUGGUAAGUUAAUAUGACAUACUGGUUUUAUAAUUGACUUGAUAGUUAAUUAAGAUGACAGAAUGGACUGUUACGAUUUCGGUAAUAUGGUAGACUGGUCAAUCAAUAUGAUAGACUGGUAUUAUUGAUUUACCUGAUAGUAAAGA
Messenger RNA from Owenia fusiformis, 2127 nucleotides. Lineage: Eukaryota; Metazoa; Annelida; Polychaeta; Sabellida; Oweniidae. The record is from the annotation of a GenBank genome assembly.